Molecule: messenger RNA, 2872 nt
Organism: Rhea pennata
Lineage: Eukaryota; Metazoa; Chordata; Aves; Rheiformes; Rheidae
Gene: CLTB
Product: clathrin light chain B
Exons: 6
Coding region: 78-752 (224 amino acids)
Biological process (GO): intracellular protein transport; clathrin-dependent endocytosis
Cellular component (GO): synaptic vesicle membrane; plasma membrane; clathrin coat of trans-Golgi network vesicle
Molecular function (GO): clathrin heavy chain binding; structural molecule activity
Source: RefSeq, a predicted model, not a curated record
CGCCGCCGCCGCAGUGACAGCUCCGCCUGGGCCGCGCCGCGCCUGCAGCCGCAGCCGGAGCCGGGUGGGGGGGCGCCAUGGCCGACGACUUCGGCUUCUUCUCCUCGUCCGAGGCCGCCGCCGCCGAGGAGGACCCGGCCGCCGCCUUCCUGGCCCAGCAGGAGAGCGAGAUCGCGGGCAUCGAGAACGACGAGGGCUUCGGGCCGACCGACGGCGAAGCGGCCGCGGCCUCGGCCCCGCCGGAACCGGCUGGUUUCCAGAAUGGAGGAGCCACUGUCAAUGGAGAUGUCUUUCAGGAGUCCAAUGGCCCCACAGAUGCUUAUGCAGCCAUAGCCAAGGCUGACCGGCUGACCCAGGAGCCUGAGAGCAUCCGCAAAUGGAGAGAGGAACAGAAGAAGCGGCUGGAGGAGCUAGAUGCGGCAUCAAAAGUGACUGAACAGGAAUGGCGCGAGAAGGCCAAGAGGGACCUGGAAGAGUGGAACCUGCGUCAGAAUGAGCAGAUGGAGAAGAACCGCGCAAACAACAGGAUCGCUGACAAAGCCUUUUACCAGCAGCCGGACGCCGAUGUGAUUGGCUAUGUGGCCUCGGAGGAAGCGUUCCUGAAGGAGUCCAAGGAGGAAGCCCCAGGCUCUGAGUGGGAGAAGGUGGCCCAGCUCUGUGAUUUCAACCCCAAGAGCAGCAAGCAGAGCAAGGAUGUCUCGCGGAUGCGCUCAGUGCUCAUCUCCCUCAAACAGACACCCCUGUCCCGCUAGCUGCUGCCUGGCACAGCCAAGAGCACGGCCAGGCUCGUCGGGACCGGUGGCUUUACGGGGUCAGCCCGCGAGGGGUCCUUGCCCUGCCCGCCCCCCUGUUCCCUGGCGUGCACCUCGGCUGUGCUCGAGUCUCCAGUUGUAACUCUCCCCAUGGUUUUCCUUUGCUUAAAAGGUGCAUUGGUCUCUUUUUACACUUAUUUAUUACUGUGGCAUUUCCCUGGGAAGCAACACUAAGUGGCAGAGCUGAGUUAGUGGGGGGGGCCUACAGCCUGCACUCUGUGGGGAGGUCAUGUCCAGGGCCUGGCUCAGAGAGAUGGGGAGUCGCUGGGGUUCCUGUGCUCCCCACCUCACACCCAGAGCAGUGCUCAGAGGCUGGGAACAAACCUGCCUGCUUCCUGCCCCACGCCAUCCUGGUGCUGGGCUACCUGAAGCAUGACAGUCCUGUGUCUGGGCCUGGGUCCUGGUUCUGAAGCAGCAAUCCCUAGGGGGAAGCUGGGCUCCAGCCUGCCUUUGCUGUGGGGUUUGGAGCAGAGCUGGCUACAGGGCUGAAAUGGUGGAAGAACAGCGCUGAUUUUUGGCUCCACACUGCAAGGUCCCACUGGGAGUGUGACAGCAGCGUGAUGCUACUGGGACAGUGGGAGUGAGGAAGGUAAGUAUGGGCACCAGGGUGGGUGCCAGCACUCAGCACAGCAGUGCUCUCCCCAGCGUGGAGAGCUCUCUGUGCACCCAGAGGGCUAAGAGGCUCACAGCAGCAAUUGCAACGUUGGGAGCCCCAUCCUUGCUAUGGGUCUGCUGCUGGCAGUUAGCACUGUAGUGCAGGCCUUGGGGAAGGAGCCAAGAGGGCGAGUGUGCAAGGUGUUUUCUGUCCAAAGGCUGCUGAUGUUGGGAAGAUGCUUGGGGGCCAUCAGGUGUGCUCUGCUCCUUCCUCCACUAUCUGGAGGGGAGUGGGAGGCUGUGUGGCUGCAGGGAAGCAGGUAGGAAAGUCCACUUGUGGUAAAAGGUCAAGCCUCCAGCCCUCUAACUCAGGAGGCCCAGAGCAAGAUUGGGCAGUUCUGCCCUGCCUCCCCCCCCUGACACACACCAGAUUUACACACCUAAGGCAGCGAGCAGAGAUGCUUCGCUCCUGCUCCCCCCCUACUAAGGCAGCUUCUCUAGCCCAAGGACCUGCUUUCCCUUCCCUGCUUGGCUCUGUCUUCUCCAGUUCUGAGGCCCAGCCUUGGGAAUCUGUAGAAUCAGUGCUGUGCUGAAUAGCAAAAGCGGGGUGGGCAGAUGCACUUCCACCCUGCUGCAGAGCAGUCCUGAGCUAGGGCUCUACUGCCCAGCUCACUGUGGGUUUGGGGAGGGCUGUAACCAGCCCCUUGAGGAAGCAGUAACCCAGAGGAAAAAACCCAUAAACAAUUUGUCUCAGCCUCACUGCAGAGCCCUGCUCAGCCUGUAAAGCAAGUACAUGGAGGUCUCCAGCUCUACCAGGCAAGGUCAUCAGCCCUGCUCCUGCAGCCUUCACAGCCCAGAUCUGCGAGGCAGAGCCUGUGUGGCUCAGCAGUGCCCCUGGCGCUGCCUGCCUGGUUUGGAGGAUGCCACAGUCCCUGGCAGUGGGCUGGAAAGGGAAAUAAGGUCUGGUGAAAGCAACUUGAUGCUUUAUACCGGGAUUGUGCCCCUUUGUCAUUAAGGUUGAUCACUUGUACUCCAACCCUUUUGCUCUGGCAUAUGUAUGCAGCUCUGCUAUGGCAUGGGAUGGAUAGUCAGCAAGAUGAUGUAGGGAUUCCAGCUGCCUUUCACUACAGAGCAGCUGGAAGCACCUCCAGCUGCUUUCCAGGGGCAAAGAGCCUCUCCCUGCCUUCUGGCCCAGCAGGAGAUCCCAGUUCAGCUGCAAAAAACCUGGGAUUCCCAUGGGCUCAGAGCACAGCUCCUCCAGACCUCACAGGCAGCCAGACCCCUGGACCCCCCUGACUGUGGCUGUUCCUUUGCAGAGAGGGUCCCAGCUGCCGCACUCUCUCCAUGCCAGGUAGGGACAGCCAGCUCUCAGGAAGCAGUGCCCACAGCUGUUCUACAUCCCCCCAGCUUUGGUAUAUGUGACUGUUCAAAACACCUAUUACAAUAAACUGACAUUUCCAAACUGA